Molecule: messenger RNA, 3498 nt
Organism: Aspergillus niger
Lineage: Eukaryota; Fungi; Ascomycota; Eurotiomycetes; Eurotiales; Aspergillaceae
Exons: 1
Coding region: 1-3498 (1165 amino acids)
Biological process (GO): error-free translesion synthesis; error-prone translesion synthesis
Cellular component (GO): nucleus
Molecular function (GO): deoxycytidyl transferase activity; damaged DNA binding; DNA-directed DNA polymerase activity
Source: RefSeq, a predicted model, not a curated record
AUGGGCUCGCGCCUGCACGAGAACUCCAGCGCGGUGCGCAAGCGCAUCCAAAACCAUCAAUUUGACAAUGAGGCUGGGGAGGAAUACGAGGCAUCCGCCUUCGGGGGUUUCAGCGAUUACAUGCGCCGUAAGAAAAUCAAGCUGCAGAAUCGCGAUGCCGAUAUCCGCUCCUCUGCGGCGGACUGCCCGCCCAUCUUUCGCGGUGUGGUGGCGCACGUCAAUGGCUACACCCAACCCUCACUGCAGGACCUGCAUCGCCUCAUAGUGAGUCAUGGCGGGGGGUUUCUACAGUAUUUAAGCGGCAAAACAGACGCUACCCACAUUAUUGCCAGUGCCUUGACCCCCAAGAAACGCGAAGAGUUUCGCCGCUAUCGCAUCGUCAAACCGGCAUGGGUUGUCGAGAGUGUCAAGGCGGGUCGCAUGCUACCGUGGGACUCAUUUCGGGUCGUUGAUGAGGGUCAGUCCCAGAAGGUGCUCAGGUUCGAUGAUGGCCGUAUGGUCAGUCAGAUGAAUAGUCCGCGAUCUGGCUAUCGCGAGCAGACUAAUACCAGCUGGUACACUGCCCAACUUCAAGAGGCUGCAUCAUCUGUUGAGAAGACAAAUCCACAACGAUCACCGCCUCCACGCUCAGAGAUGCCUAAUAGAGAGGAUGCGACACCUGAUGACGGGUCCCAGUCGGACUAUAGCCAGUUUCCAAGUUUUGCCUCUUUGGAUGAGAUAAGCACGACUCCUAAGAUACCGUCUUCCGGGGAAGUUCGAGCGGAGACACCAGAUAAACUGUCACCAGUGGAGCAUAAAGACGCUGAACCUAAUACAUACAAACUAGAAGAUGACCAACCUGAGGUGCCUCCAGCGCCACUCCCACUGUUACGGGAAUCUAUCCCAGUGAAGCCAGAAAUGACUUCCGAAGAGUACAACGCGCAGCUACUGUCAGAUCCACACAUGAGGAAUUCCAGUGUUGCGAAUCCCCAGUUCAUCCAGCAAUUCUACAGUGAGUCGCGAUUACAUCACCUGUCAACGUGGAAGGCCGAUCUCAAAGCCCAGUUGCAGUCGGCAGCCAAGGAAAAGUCGCAGUCACAGCUGAAACGCAAGAAGCCAGCCCCCGGGGCUCGGAGGUACAUUAUGCACGUGGAUUUCGAUUGCUUCUUCGCAGCCGUGUCGACCUUGAAGCGCCCGGAGCUACAGGGAAAGCCUGUCGCGGUGGCGCACGGCACAGGCUCGGGUUCGGAGAUCGCAAGUUGCAACUACGAGGCUCGAGCACAUGGGAUCAAGAACGGCAUGUGGAUGAAGGGUGCGCUGCAAACCUGCCCAGAGCUAAAGGUGGUACCGUACGAUUUUCCAGCAUACGAAGAGGCCAGCCGGAAGUUUUACAGUGCCAUUCUUUCGGUGGAUGGUAUCGUGCAGAGUGUCAGCAUUGACGAGGCCCUGGUAGAUAUCACUACGCAAUGCCUGGAAGCUGGAGGCUCGGAUGGUAGGGGCAUUUCGGAGGGGUCACUCUAUAGGGAACAGGCCAGGGCUGAUGAAAUCGCGGACGAGUUACGGGCCACUGUAAAGAAGGAGACAGGCUGCGCUGUUUCCGUGGGUAUUGGGGGUAAUAUCCUAUUGGCCAAGGUCGCCCUACGGAAAGCGAAGCCUGCAGGUCAAUUCCAGCUCAAACCCGAUGCGGUUCUUGAUUUCAUUGGUAAUUUGACGGUUCAGGAUCUUCCUGGAGUGGGCUAUAGCCUGGGCACAAAGCUGGAGGAUUUGGGGGUAAAACUCGUCAAGGAUGUUCGAGACCUUACCCGCGAUAGACUCACGACCAGCCUUGGGCCUAAGACCGGAGUCAAGAUUUGGGAAUAUGCCAGGGGUAUUGACCGGACUGAAGUUGGCAAUGAAGUUCUGAGGAAGUCAGUCUCUGCCGAAGUCAAUUGGGGUAUUCGCUUCGUGAAUCAGACCCAAGCUGAGGACUUUGUGCGGUCUCUGUGUCAGGAACUGCAUCGCAGACUGGUCGAGAAUCUUGUAAAAGGCCAACAACUGACUCUCAAGGUCAUGCGGAGAGCACUCGACGCGCCCUUAGAGCCAGUGAAACAUCUGGGCCAUGGCAAGUGCGAUGUAUUCAACAAGAGUGUGGUCCUUGGCGUGGCGACGGAUGCAGCCGAUAUUCUGGGCAAGGAGGCAGUGGCCAUGCUACGCAGCAUGAAUCUAUCACCUGGUGACUUGAGAGGGCUGGGCGUUCAGAUGACCAAACUCCAGCACCUCCAGACGAGCUCUCCCUCAAAGUCUGGCCAACGACAGCUCAAUUUCAAGGCAUCGCCGGUCCGCAAAAGCAUCGAGCGUCAAGAUCCUGAUAUUCUAGACAGUCCUCAGAAGGGGGAGACUGAGUCGGUGAAGCCCGUCCCUUCAUUCAGUGAGAGUGGCCGGCCGCUCAAUGUUUCGGGAACCCAAUUCAUCUUGCCGUCACAGACUGACCCCAAGGUCGUUGCCGAGCUGCCGAAUGAUAUCCGGUCGCGACUGAUCGCUCAGGCCAGACCUCGAGCGGAGUCACGCUCCGAGUCCCCGUGCCCUACCAGUCGCCCUCGGGCGCCUGCGCCUGCAGAACUUCCUCCCCAGUCCGAGCUCGACCCGGAUACAUUAGCCGCCUUACCAGAGGAUGUGCGCGCGGAGAUUUUGGGCUACUACAGCCGGCCAUCCUUAAGUCCCGGUCCGCAACCCACGCCAUCGCCAGCCGCUCCCUUGCCGCCGUCUCGGCCAUCCUCCGCCGGUGGCCUCAUGAUGCGGAAGCCCACUACUCCCCCGAAGAAGCGACGAGGGCGGCCCAGCACCAAGUCAGUAGGCAAUCCGGCCCUCACACAAGCUCGGUUCAUUCUUCCCAGAGCCACAGCUUCAUCUCCAGCUCCCGUUGAACGUCAUUCGCCUGCACCCGAGCCAACGGAUGUCUCAGCCGAUUUUCUCGCCGCGCUUCCGGAGGACAUACGCCGUGAGGUGCUGCAGGAACAACAACGCGCAAAGAUGUUACAGCGGCCAGGCGUCAACCCUGCCACGGCGCCGCGAGCCGGUUCACCAAUCGCCUCAGAUUCGGCUGCAGUACCAACUACAGAUCCCCCUGCAGCGCCAGAGAAACGGCUCGUCCUACCGCCACUUCCAGACAGACCGACUUUCACCUCCCAAAGGCUGACGAACAUAUCCGACCUCCGUGAUGCGAUGAGUUCGUGGCACGAGGCGUUUAGCAGCGAGGGUCCCUUCGAAGAAGAUGUGCUCUCGCUUGGAAGGUAUCUCAAGCGUGUCAUUGUGGACGAGAAAGAUUUAGACAAGGCGACGUCUGUCCUAUCAUGGCUUGCGUGGCUGAUAGACGAUGAGCAGAAUGCAAACAAGUCGGAUGCAUUCAAGACGCCAGACCCGAGUGGCCGAACGGGCAGCAGCUCACAGACUGCAAUGACAUGGGAGGCAGCGAUGAAGAGUCUGCGGACAAGUGUUGAUGAGGGGUGUGCAGAGCGAGGGUUACCUCCUGUGGAACUGUGA